This is a messenger RNA of Aspergillus campestris IBT 28561, 2607 nucleotides long. It is a transcript of the gene niaD, whose product is annotated as nitrate reductase NiaD. The transcript has 7 exons. Gene Ontology annotation, biological process: nitrate assimilation; nitric oxide biosynthetic process. The record is from RefSeq and is a predicted model, not a curated record. Gene Ontology annotation, molecular function: molybdenum ion binding; molybdopterin cofactor binding; nitrate reductase (NADPH) activity. NCBI's taxonomy places the organism in Eukaryota, Fungi, Ascomycota, Eurotiomycetes, Eurotiales, Aspergillaceae. Bases 1 to 2607 code for a protein of 868 amino acids.
AUGGCGACUCUCACGGCAGUCCAAACAAGGACGUUGACUCUAACGGAGCCCUCCCUCAAGUCAGAUCAGAUCAGAAUCAAAGAAGAAGAAAACGAAGAAGCACUGGAUCUGCCUGAUCUUCCACUACCGCCGCCAUCAAAACCGCCCACGGAGAUCCUGGCCGUAGAUAAGGGCACCCCGGAUAACCAUGUGCCACGAGAUGCCCGCCUUAUCCGGUUGACGGGCGUACACCCUUUCAACGUAGAGCCACCUUUAACCGCUCUGUACAACGAAGGCUUCUUAACGUCACCGGAGCUGUUUUACGUUAGGAACCAUGGCCCCGUGCCGUGCGUCCAAGAUGAGGAGAUUCCCAAUUGGGAGAUUAGCAUUGAAGGACUGGUACAGAACCCGAUCGUCCUAAGCUUCCGCCAGAUCCUGCAACAGUUCGACCAAAUCACAUCCCCCAUCACGCUAGUAUGCGCAGGAAACCGUCGAAAAGAGCAGAACAUCGUGCGCAAAUCGAAAGGUUUCUCAUGGGGUUCGGCUGCCCUGUCGACGGCCCUGUUCACAGGGCCAAUGAUGGCAGAUAUCCUGCGCAAGGCGAAACCCCUGCGCAGUGCAAAAUACGUCUGCAUGGAAGGGGCCGACAAAUUGCCAAACGGCCACUACGGCACGUCGGUCAAGUUGAACUGGGCGAUGGAUCCCAACAGGGGGAUUAUGCUCGCCCACAAGAUGAAUGGAGAAUCGCUUCGUCCGGACCAUGGACGCCCGCUUAGGGCAGUCGUGCCGGGCCAGAUCGGAGGUCGGAGUGUCAAGUGGUUGAAGCGAUUGAUUCUGACCGAUGCACCCAGUGAUAACUGGUAUCAUAUCAAUGACAAUCGUGUUUUACCGACGACGGUUUCGCCGGAAAUGGCAUCUAGUGACCCUAAAUGGUGGCGUGACGAUCGAUACGCCAUUUAUGACCUGAACGUCAAUUCCUCCGUCGUCUACCCACAACACGAAGAGACUUUAGAAAUCGCGUCCGCUGGACCGUCCUACACGGCCAAGGGGUAUGCCUAUGCUGGAGGUGGUCGACGAAUUACCAGGGUUGAGAUCUCCGUGGACAAAGGCAACUCCUGGCGGCUGGCCGACAUCCAUUACGCCGAAGACAAGUACCGCGACUUCGAGGGCAACCUCUUCGGCGGAAAAGUCGACAUGCACUGGCGAGAGACCUGUUUCUGCUGGUGCUUCUGGUCGCUUGACAUUCCGUUGCUGGACCUCGAGAGAAGCGAGGCGAUCCUAGUGAGAGCCAUGGACGAGGCGCUGAGCAUCCAGCCGCGCGACAUGUACUGGUCCGUUCUCGGAAUGAUGAACAACCCCUGGUUCCGCGUGACAAUCACGAAAGAAAACGGGGUUCUGAAGUUCGAGCAUCCCACUCAUCCGAGCAAGCCCGGCGGCUGGAUGGAACGCGUCAAGCAAGAGGGAGGUGAUCUAAUAAACGGGAACUGGGGCCAGAGACAUGUGGGUGAGAAGCCGAGAGCUCCCGAGCCGGUGAAGGAAAUCAGUAUGAAAAAGGACGGAGUCAAUCGGAUGAUUGAUCUGCAGGAGUUCAAGAGUGCAUCCAGUGACGAGAGCCCGUGGUUCGUUGUUGACGGCGAGGUAUACGAUGGCAAGGGGUUCCUCGAGGGCCACCCGGGGGGGGCACAGAGUAUUAUUUCCUCUGCGGGCCUUGAUGUCUCUGGGGACUUUCUCGCCAUCCACAGCGAAACGGCCAAGGCAAUGAUGCCCGAAUACCACAUCGGAACAAUGGACAAGGCGUCACUCGAAGCGCUGAACACCGAAACUGCAUCAGAACCUGCCGAGCCACGAGAGAUCUUCCUCCAACAAAGAUCAUGGACAACAGCAACCCUCACACAAACAAGAGCCAUCUCACCCGACACACGCAUACUAACAUUCCGCCUCGAGCACGACACCCAAACCCUUGGCCUCCCAAUCGGCCAACACCUAAUGCUCAAAACCCCAGACCCCACAACCAACUCCCCAAUCAUCCGAUCCUACACCCCCAUCUCCGACCCAGCCAAAAAAGGAACAAUAGACCUCCUCAUCAAAGUCUACUUCGCGACCUCCACCACACCAGGCGGAAAGAUGACUCUAGCCCUCGACAAGCUCCCCAUCGGAUCCAGUAUCGAGUUCAAAGGCCCGACAGGAAGAUUUGAAUACCUCGGCCAAGGACGAGUCACCAUCAGCGGCAAGGAGCGCCGCGUGCGCUCUUUCAUCAUGAUAUGCGGCGGCACGGGGAUCACGCCCAUCUUUCAGGUUCUGCGCGCUGUGAUCCAGGACUCCCGUGAUCCGACUACAUGCACUGUCAUCGACGGAAACAGGCGGGAGGAAGAUAUCCUGUGUCGAGCGGAACUGGACGCGUUCGUGGCGGAGGACAGUGAGAGGUGUCAGGUGAUACACACUUUGACGAACCCGCCAGAUUCAUGGACUGGCCUUCGCGGCCGCAUAUCUGAGAGACUCCUGGAGCAGUACGCUCCGCCUGAUGAGGAAAGCAUGGUGCUUGUUUGUGGUCCCGAGGCUAUGGAGAAGUCUGCUCGCCGGAUUCUCCUUGCGCAGGGCUGGUCGGAGUCGAAUCUCCAUUUCUUUUAG